AUGUUCGCAACACAAUCCCCCCAAACUCCCUUUCGCAAACCCCACUACUCCCCAACUCGUCCCUCGCCACUAAGCAAACACACCACGACACCACCCCUAUGGAACAUGUCCCCAACGCAUAGCAUACAAAGCGCGUCGCAAAGCACCGCACCGAAUCCAUUCAGUAACCCGCCACCAAUCUUCAACAUCCAAACCGAACCAAUCGCCCGACACACAAGCAACCACCAUUCCCCGAUCCCAAUGCAAUUCAACGCCCACAAACCCCCCGCCUCGCCCACCUCACCAACCCGCGCAAAGCCAAAAUACGAAGCGCGCUACGCUUCUACAAUCGCAAACCCGCUACAGGGAGCGGCGGGUCUAGCGCGCUCGAAAACGCGUAAGAUGUUUCUUAAUCGCGUGCGGCAUGAGCGUGACGAUGGACGAUUUGAGGCGCGCGGGGAGCAGAUGAUGCGGAUGGAGCAUCUUGCUGAUCGGAGACGGUGGGAGGAGAGUAUGGCGCGGGAUGGGGAAGGUGUUGUUGGUGGGUUUGAGGGGGAUGAGGAUGAUAUGCUUCCUGAUGACGCCGAUGCGCUUGAUGAGUUUAUAUCACAGGAGGAGGCUAUGGAGAUGGCGCUUAGGGAGACGCAGUCUGGGGUUCCUGCGAGAGUUGGGGAUUUACGGUCUAAUGGGCCCGGUGUUCUCUUUAGUGAUGAUGAUUAUGAUGAUAUAUUCAUGGGACUGUCGGAGCCUCCGGGAGCUCCGUGUGAGUCUCAGGAUAUGGAUAUGUCGUGA
Messenger RNA from Penicillium verrucosum, 771 nucleotides. RefSeq lists its product as uncharacterized. NCBI's taxonomy places the organism in Eukaryota, Fungi, Ascomycota, Eurotiomycetes, Eurotiales, Aspergillaceae. The transcript is spliced from 3 exons. The record is from RefSeq and is a predicted model, not a curated record. The coding region runs from base 1 to 771 and encodes 256 amino acids.